GACAAGGUCAAGAGAAGGAACGGGACUUCUGGUGCUGGCUUGAAACAAAGCAAGAGCCAAUGUUUCCCCCCUCUUUUUAGAGCACCGGACGGGAUCCUUUGCGAUGCUCCGCGUGGGGGACUGAGCCGAACACAUAGUUUAGGGAGCAAGGAAAGGAAGAACAUGCGUUCCCACAGUCUCGUCUGCCUGUGGGCUGCGGGAUUGUCUGCAUCAGUAUUUUGGGCUCUCCUGUUUUCUCCUUGCUCUGCGCAAGAUGCUGCUGUCGAACUGGAGAUGGAAGGCACCGCCGAAGAAAUUCCGGAAGGCGCGUCCACCUUGGCGUUCGUGUUUGAUGUGACGGGCUCAAUGUACGAUGACCUGGUGCAGGUGAUCGAGGGAGCCUCCAAAAUUUUGGAGACCUCUUUGAAGAGACCCAAGAGGCCACUUUACAACUUUGCCCUGGUCCCUUUCCAUGAUCCAGAAAUUGGUCCUGUAACAGUUACCACAGAUCCAAAGAAAUUUCAGUAUGAACUCAGGGAACUUUAUGUUCAGGGAGGUGGUGACUGUCCAGAGAUGAGCAUUGGAGCCAUCAAAAUUGCCCUGGAAAUUUCUCUUCCUGGUUCAUUCAUCUAUGUGUUUACUGAUGCACGGUCCAAGGACUACAAGUUGACCCAUGAAGUCUUGCAGCUGAUUCAGCAGAAGCAGUCCCAGGUUGUGUUUGUUCUAACAGGAGACUGCGAUGACAGAACGCAUAUCGGUUACAAGGUCUAUGAAGAAAUUGCAUCAACAAGUUCUGGCCAAGUUUUUCACUUGGACAAAAAACAAGUCAAUGAGGUUCUGAAAUGGGUAGAAGAAGCUGUACAGGCUUCCAAAGUUCAUCUCUUGUCCACGGACCAACUGGAAUCAGCAGCAAACACCUGGCAAAUACCUUUUGACCCUAGCUUGAAAGAGGUCACAGUGUCCCUGAGUGGUCCUUCUCCAGAGAUUGAAGUCCAUGAUCCUUUAGGUAAACUUUUAAAGAAAGGAUCUGGCUUGAACGAGUUGCUCAAUAUCGAAAACUCUGCUAAGGUAGUGAACAUAAAAGACCCUGAGCCUGGGAUGUGGACAAUUAAGACAUCAAGUAGUGAACGCCAUUCAGUUCGUAUCACCGGUCUUAGUACUAUAGACUUCAGAGCUGGAUUUUCUAGAAAGCCCACACUAGACUUCAGAAUGACUUCCAGCAGGCCAGUGCAAGGGAUUCCUACCUACAUUCUGCUAAACACUACAGGGAUCCAUCUUCCUGCUCGGGUGGACCGUCUAGAGCUGCUCAGUAUCGCCGGAGACCUUCUGAAGACCCUUCCUGUGAAAUAUUUCCCCGAGAGAAAACCUUAUGGAAUCUGGAAUAUCACUGAAUUUAUUCCACCCAGUGAUCCCUUCUUUCUUAAAAUAACUGGUUAUGACAAAAAUGAUUACCUCUUCCAGAGAGUUUCAAGUGUUUCAUUUUCUAAUAUCAUUCCUGAUGCUCCAAAAGUAAGCAUGCUCAAGAAAACCCCAGGAUAUUACCUGCAGCCAGGUCACAUUCUGUGUAACGUAGCCAGUCUUAUACCUUUUACUGUGCAUUUCAGCAGAAAUGGAAUUCAACUUGGAAUGGACCAGUUUUUCAAAGAAUCUGCUAGUGUGAACUGGGAGCUUGCCAAGGUGUCUCUCUCGGAUGAGGGUUACUAUGAAUGUAUCGCUAGCAGCCAUGCAGGCACCGGACGGGCACAGACAUUUUUGGAUGUGUCAGAACCUCCACCUGUCGUGAAGGUGCCUAAUAAUGUCACGGUCACACCCGGUGAUCGAGCCAUAUUGACAUGCUUAGCGGUGAGCACGGUGAGUUACAAUCUCACCUGGCACAGAAAUGGCCGAGAUCUGAAACUUUUGGAGCCCGCCAGAAUCAAAAUGAUGAGCAAUCUUUCUCUUGAAGUCAAAGCAGUCAAACUCUCAGAUGCUGGCGAGUACAGGUGCGUGGCUGCUAAUGAAGGUGGAUCCACAGUGGCAUCUGUUUUCCUUACAGUGCAAGAACCACCCCGAGUGACCGUCUCGCCCAAGAAUCAGACGUUCACUGAAGGGUCUGAGGUCUCUAUUAGGUGCUCUGCAACUGGCCACCCAAAGCCCACGAUCGUGUGGACACACAAUGAUAUGUUUCUCAUGACUUCCCACAGGUACAGGUUGACUCCUGAAGGGACCUUGAUUAUAAAAAAUGCAGUCCUCAAAGAUGCAGGACUAUAUGGCUGUUUGGCCAGUAAUGCAGCUGGAACAGUCAAGGAGACAAGCAUCCUCACUUACGUGGAGGCCCCCACCCUGACUGUUGUUCGAAGUGAACUUCUGAUUGCUCUUGGAGACACCACCAUGAUGGAAUGCAAAAGCACCGGUGUUCCACCUCCACAGGUUAAAUGGUUUAAAGGUGAUUUAGAGUUGAGGGCAUCGAAAUUUCUUAUUAUUGACUUCCACCGUGGCCUUCUGAAGAUUGAGGAAACGCAGGACUUGGAUGCUGGCGAUUAUUUGUGCAUCGCGACCAAUAUUGUGGGGAGCGUGUCUGGCAAGAUCACCCUGGAUGUUGGCUCUCCUCCAGUUUUCACCCAAGAGCCUAGUGAUGAAUCGGGGGAUAUUGGCUCCAAUGUGACAAUGGCAUGUUAUGUCCAGGGUUACCCAGAACCAAAGGUGAAGUGGCGUCGGCUGGAUGGUGCGCCGCUUUUCUCCAGGCAUUCUGCAGUUAGUUCCAUAAGUCAGCUAAGAACAGGAGCCCUUUCUAUUAACAAUUUAUGGGUUAAUGAUGAGGGGACCUAUAUCUGUGAAGCUGAAAACCAGUUUGGGAAGAUUGUCUCGCAGCCAGCUACGCUUACAGUGACGGGACUUGUUGCACCUCUAAUUGGGAUGAGCCCAGCAGCUGCUAAUGUCAUUGAAGGUCAACAGCUGACUUUGCCCUGUGUGUUGCUGGCAGGAAACCCUAUCCCAGAGCGCAAGUGGAUCAAGAAUAAUAUGGUGGUGGUCCAAACUCCCUACAUCAAUGUUCGUAGUGAUGGGAGUUUGCAUCUUGAAAGGGUUCGGCUGCAGGAUGCUGGAGACUAUACCUGCAUGGCAAGCAACGUUGCUGGGACCAACAACAAGACUACUGCUGUCCGUGUCUUUGUGCUACCCAUAAUUCAGCACGGGCAGCAGAUAUUCAGUACCAUAGAAGACAGUCCAGUUACACUGCCCUGCAAAGCCAGUGGAGUUCCCAAGCCAUCGAUAGUCUGGUCCAAGAAAGGAGAAGUGAUCCCUCCCAGUAGUCCAAAUUUUUCUGCAGGGUCCGAUGGGAGUUUGCAUGUAAUUUCUCCAGGAGGUGAGGAUUCUGGGGAAUACAUCUGUACCGCGACAAAUGCAGCAGGGUAUGUGACCCGGAAAGUCCAGCUGACUGUCUAUGUGAAACCAAGGAUAUCCAGGCCUGGCAAUCAGCAAGGAAUUUCACCAGCGAACCCAAUCGAGAUGUCUGUGAUUGCUGGGGAAGGCAUCGUCCUUCCCUGUGAGGUGAAAAGCUUGCCACCCCCUAUCAUCACCUGGGCUAAAGAAACGCAGCUCAUCUCUCCGUUCUCACCAAGACACACCUUCCUCUCCUCUGGUUCAAUGCAGAUCAGUGAGGCUCGGGUUUCAGACAGUGGCAUGUAUAUUUGUGUGGCCACGAACAUUGCUGGGAACGCGACUCAGUUAGUGAAACUGACGGUACACGUUCCUCCAAAGAUCCAACGUGGGGCCCGAGUAAUGAAAGUCAAAGUUGGUUACAGGAUUGAUAUACCUUGCAAUGCUCAAGGAAUCCCACCUCCAACGAUCACCUGGCUUAAAGACCAGAAUCCCCUUUCAGUGGAUGGCAGGCAGCACAGCAUCUCUGCAGAUGGGACUCUGAGCAUCGCAAACAUCCUGCUUUCAGACUCUGGAAGCUACACAUGUGUGGCAAGUAACAUUGCCGGCCACGAUGAAGUGGAGAUAAAAAUCCAUGUUCAAGAGUCUCCCACUGUAACUGUGCUUGACCCUCCGUACAACAUGCCAUUGCAAGAAAGAAUCGCGAACCAGCGGAUUGCCUUCCCAUGUCCAGCCAAAGGUACGCCCAAACCUGUUAUAAAGUGGCUGCAUAACAACAGGGAACUCACCGGUAAUGAGCCCGGUAUUUCAGUCUUAGAAGAUGGAGCACUGCUGGUUAUUGAUUCAGCCAUGCCACACAACAACGGGGAAUAUGUCUGUGUUGCAGUCAACGAAGCAGGAAGCACAGAAAGAACAUAUGAUCUGAAAGUUCAUGUUCCACCUGAAAUCAGAGAUCAAGACAAGGUGACAAAUGCAUCCGUGACCAUUAAUCAACCCAUAAGUCUGUCUUGUGAGGUUUCUGGCAACCCAUUUCCCAUUGUCACUUGGUAUAAAGAUGAUGUCCAGGUGGUGGAGAGCAGCACUUUGCAGGUUUUGAACAAUGGGAAGCUGCUGAAGCUUCUUAACGUUGCUUCUGGAGAUGCUGGUCAGUACUCGUGUAAAGCCACCAAUAUAGCAGGGAGCUCCGAGAAGUUCUUCGCUGUAGAUGUGCGAGUCCCACCCACUAUAAGAGGAGCCGAUUCACCUGGAGAACUUGCAGUCAUCCUCAACCAAGAUGCCACUUUGGAAUGCCAAGUCAGCGGCUCUCCCUUUCCCAUCAUCCAGUGGUUUAAAGAUGGCAAGCCGCUCUUCUUAGGUGAUCCUAAUAUUGAGCUUUUGGACAAAGGUCAGAUCCUGUACAUUAAGAGUGCUCGGAGAACUGACAAAGGGCGCUAUCAAUGCAGUGCAGCCAAUUCUGCUGGAAAACAGCUUAAGGAACUCAGGGUCAUUGUCCAUGUCCCACCUGCCAUUAAAGGAGGAAAUGUUACCACUGAGGUGUCAACACUGCUAAACAGCUUGGUCAAGCUGGCCUGUGAGACCCGAGGGAUCCCAGCUCCUGUCAUAACGUGGUAUAAAGAUGGGCACCCAAUUAUAUCCAGCCCGCAUGCCAUUUAUUUGGAAAGGGGCCAAUUUCUUCAGAUUCCAAGUGCUCAAGUCUCCGAUUCUGCUAGUUACAUCUGCCAAGCAACCAACAUAGCUGGAGUGGCUGAAAAAUCGUUCCAAGUGGAUGUCUAUGUUCCUCCGGUUAUUGAGGGUGACCCUGAAACUAUCCAGAACAAGCAAGUGGUUACUGGCAGCUCGCUGGUGUUGGAGUGCAAUGCAGCCGGCAACCCACCUCCCUUGCUGACUUGGCUGAAGGAUGGAGUACCUGUGAAAGUGAGCGACAACCUGCACAUUGUGUCUGGCGGAAGGAAGCUGGAGAUCCUGAAUGCUGGAGAGGCUGACCGGGGCCAGUAUGUGUGUGUGGCUACCAGCAUAGCAGGAGAAAAGGAAAUCAAAUACGAUGUAGAAAUCCUAGUCCCACCAAAUAUGGAAGGGGGCAAUGAUUCUUCAGACUACAUUGUGAUUCUUCACAGUCCCCUGGAGUUGGACUGUCCUGCUACAGGAGUUCCAUUGCCAACAAUCACAUGGUUGAAAAAUGGCCAGCCCAUCGAAGGGGGAGUUGGAUACAAGCUCUUACUCAAUGGACACAAGCUUCUCCUCUCACGGGCCGACGUGUCAGACACCGGCCGUUAUCAGUGCAUUGCGACAAACAAGGCAGGCGAUAACAAAAGGGAAUUUGAUGUGACUGUGCAUGUUCCUCCAACAAUCAAAUCAUCUGGCCCUCCAGAGAGAUCUGUGGUGAUUCAUAAGCCGGUAACGCUUCAGUGUAUAGCCAAUGGCAUCCCCGUCCCUUCUAUCACGUGGUUAAAAGACAGCCAGCCUGUAAACACAGCUCGAGCCAAUAUUAGACUGGAAUCUUCGGGACGCAUUCUGCAGAUCGCCAAGUCUCUUGCAGAAGAUGCUGGAAGAUACACCUGUGUAGCAACAAAUGCAGCGGGCGAAGCUCAGCAACAUCUCCGGCUCCAUGUGUAUGAGCCACCUAGCCUGAAGGAUCCAGGGAAGAUGAUAAAUGAAACUGUGAUUGUGAACAAUCCAGUACAGCUGGAGUGCAAAGCAGCCGGGAAUCCCUUUCCAGUCAUCACAUGGUACAAGGAUAACCGCCUUCUCACCGCGACGGGCAGCAUCACUUUCUUGGACAGAGGGCAAGUCGUGCAGCUUGAUGGCGCCCAGAUCUCUGACGCUGGCAUUUAUAAAUGCAUCGUGGCAAAUGCAGCAGGGGUAGCCGAGUUGUUCUACAGCCUUCAGGUUCACGUUCCACCCUCCAUUUCCGGCAGCGAUGAAAUGGUAACUGUUGUGGUUAAUAAUCUGGUGAGGUUGGAAUGUGAAGCUCGCGGAAUCCCUCUUCCCAUUCUGACCUGGCUGAAGGAUGGCAGCCCCGUUUCUAGCUUUGCAAAUGGACUCCAGAUUCUUUCUGGAGGUCGCAUCCUGGCAUUGACGAGUGCACAGAUCAGUGAUACAGGAAGGUACACGUGUGUUGCAGUAAAUGCAGCCGGGGAGAACCAAAGGGAUAUUGAUCUCAGAGUUCAUGUUCCACCCAGCAUCAUGGGAGAAGAGCAGAAUGUCUCUGUGGUCAUGGGAGAAGACCUGGAGCUCCACUGCCAGAGCAGUGCCGUUCCCCCGCCCAUCCUGCUGUGGCUGAAGGACGGCCGGCGGCUGCUGCUGAAGAAGCAGGGGCUCAGCAUCACUGAGGAUGGAAGUGUCUUGAAGAUCAAAGGAGCUCGAGUACAAGAUACUGGGCGCUACACUUGUGAAGCGACAAACAUUGCUGGGAAAACAGAAAAGAAUUACAACGUCAAUGUAUGGGUGCCACCAAGUAUUUACAAUUCAGAUAUACUUACUGAGAUGACUGCAAUUGAAGGGAACCUCAUCAGUAUGAUAUGCGAGUCCAGUGGAAUCCCGCCACCAGCCCUCAGCUGGACAAAGAAUGGUUCUCCACUGCUGGCUGACCCUGCAGGAAGGGCCAGGAUGUUAUCUGGAGGAAGGCAGCUACAAAUUUCUGUUGCAGAGAAAUCAGAUACAGCCUCAUACAUGUGUACGGCUUCAAACAUAGCUGGACUAGCAAAGAAGGAAUAUAAUUUACUAGUCUACGUUCGUCCAACUAUAUUGGACAGCAGGAACCCACAAUCGGAUGUAACUGUGACCCAAGGGAAAAAUAUUUCCUUAGAAUGCAAGGCGGAGGGUAUCCCACAGCCAGUUGUCUCCUGGAUGAAGGAUGCUCGGCCAUUAGUCAAUGGGAGAGGAGUUGAAAUACUGAAUGAAGGACGUCGUCUUCGGCUGACGCACGCUCAGGUGUCGGACAUUGGCCGCUAUGUGUGCAUUGCUGUGAAUGUGGCAGGACUGGCUGACAGGAAAUAUGACUUGAGCGUUCAUGUCCCACCGAGUAUUGCAGGUGACUUGGCUGUGCCUGAAAAUAUCAGCAUAGUGGAGAAAAACCCUGUCACCCUGGUUUGCGAAGCUUCAGGAAUUCCCCAUCCUUCGAUAACAUGGUUGAAGUUUGGGCAGCCUGUCUCUUUGGGUAGCGCUGUGAGAAUCCUAUCAGGUGGAAGAAUGUUGCGCUUAAUGCAGGUGAAUGUAGAAGACUCAGGUCGUUACACCUGUGUGGUGACAAACCUUGUGGGAGAGGAAAGGAAAAGCUUUGACCUUUCUGUUUUAGUUCCACCCAACAUUGCUGGAGAAACUGAACUGGAAGAGGUGAAAGUGAAGGAAAAGCAGAGUGUUGUGCUCACAUGUGAAGCUACAGGGAACCCCAUUCCAGAGGUUACAUGGUUAAAAGAUGGGCAACCUUUUCAAGAGGCUGAUGGUCAUCAAUUAAUGUCUAAUGGACACUUACUUCACCUGAUAAAUGCACAAGUAGCAGACACGGGGCGAUAUACCUGCAUUGCAUCCAAUUCUGCUGGAGACAAGAGCAAAAGCUUUAGUGUUAAUGUACUUGUGUCUCCAUUCAUUGUGGGUGCAGAUAAAGAUGGGGGCACAGAAGAGGUCACAGUCAUCUUGAAUAACCCCACAUCCCUGGUUUGUGAGGCUUACUCCCAUCCCCCAGCCAUGAUCACCUGGCUUAAAGAUGGCGCUCCUAUUGAAUCAAAUAAGAACAUCAGGAUUCUGCCAGGUGGUCGAAACCUCCAGAUUCUGAAUGCACAGGAGCAUAACAUAGGUAGAUACACCUGCACAGCUACGAAUGAAGCAGGGGAGACGUUAAAGCACUAUGAAGUGAAAGUCUACAUUCCUCCCACGAUAAGCAGAGGGGAUUUGGCAGAAGUGAGUCUCUCCCCGAAAGAGGUGAAGAUCAGAGUGAACAACAGCCUGACGCUGGAAUGCGUUGCCCACGCAAUCCCUGCCGCGGGCAUCCGAUGGUACAAGAAUGGACAGCUUAUUGCAUCAGAUGAUCAUUUAACCAUCCAAGGCAUGGGACGCAUCCUGCAAAUCAAGGCAGCUCAGAUAUCUGACACCGGCCGUUACAGUUGUGUAGCCACAAAUAUAGCUGGAGAGGAUGAGCUGGAGUUUGAUGUCAACGUCCAAGUUCCUCCUAGUUUCCAAAAACCACAUGAAGUCUGGGAAGUUGGUGAUGUGCACCGAGGAGAAGCCAGAAAUGUGAUCAUGAACAAUCCUCUUUCUUUAUACUGUGAGACGAAUGCUGUGCCCCCUCCAGUUCUUACAUGGUAUAAGGAUGGUUAUCCCCUAAGUUCCAGUGAUAAAGCAUUGAUAGUGCCAGGGGGUCGGGUAUUGCAGAUCUCACGAGCGCAGAGUGAAGAUGCUGGGAGAUACACAUGCGUGGCUGCAAAUGAGGCAGGGGAGGAUUCCAUCCACUAUGAUGUCUACGUGCUUUUGCCACCAUCUAUCUAUGGAACCAACAGAGAUAUCCCCAAAGAGGUGACUGUGCUUAUGAGCAAGAUGGCAAUGCUGGAAUGCAUGGCCAGUGGCAACCCAACUCCAACCAUAACCUGGCAGAAAGAUGGGCAGCUCUUAGCCGGAGAUUCCCAGCACAAAAUUUUAGCUGGCGGAAGCACACUCCAGAUCCUCAAUUCCCAAAUAACAGAUACAGGCAGGUAUGUCUGUAUUGUGGAGAACAUGGCAGGAAGUGCCAAAAAAUAUUUUAAUCUUAAUGUUCAUGUUCCUCCAAGUAUUGUUGGCCUUAAUCCUGAGAAUUUAACUGUUGUGAUGAAUAACUUCAUCUCCUUGACCUGUGAGGUCACCGGCUUUCCACCGCCAGAUCUCAGUUGGCUCAAAAAUGGAAAACCUCUCAGCUUGAACACAAAUGCUCUUAUCAUACCCGGUGGUCACACACUGCAGAUUCCAAGGGCACGUCUGUCUGAUGGUGGAGAAUAUAUUUGCAUAGCCAGAAACAGUGCUGGGGAAAGCCGGAGAAGGAGUUUCCUUACUGUUUUUGUGCCUCCGAGCAUUAAAGACCACAGUGGCACAGCUCUUGCAGUGGUGAACGUGAGAGAGGGGAUGCCGGUGACAUUAGAGUGUGACUCGAAUGCUGUUCCUCCUCCCGUCAUCACCUGGUACAAAAACGGAGACGUGAUCACAAUGUCAUCUCAUGCAGAGAUCAUAGCAGAUGGACAAAUGCUUCAAAUCAAGGCUGCUGAGGUGUCCGACACUGGCCACUAUGUGUGUAAAGCCAUUAAUAUUGCUGGACGUGAUGACAAAAAUUUCCAUCUCAAUGUGCAUGUUCCACCCAGCAUUGAAGGCCCUGAAGAAGAGUGGAUCAAUGAAACCAUCAGUAACCCUGUGACUUUCACAUGUGAUGCUACUGGAAUUCCUCCACCGUUGAUAACAUGGCUCAAGAAUGGAAAGCCACUUGAACACUCUGCCUCCCUUGAAAUGCAUAUUUUGUCUGGAGGCAGCAAGCUGCAAAUUGCCAGAUCUCAAUAUUUGGAUAAUGGGAAUUACUCCUGUAUUGCCUCAAAUGUAGAAGGCAAAGCUGUGAAAUUUUAUCUCCUCUCUGUUCAAGUUCCUCCAGAGAUCACUGGAUCGGAAAUGCCCAGUGAAAUCAGUGUCAUUCUUGGGGAAAAUAUCCAGCUUUCCUGUGAAGCCAGUGGAAUUCCUUCACCAGUCAUCCAGUGGCUGAAAGAUGGAAAACCAUUCACUGAGAAUGAACUUCAGCGGAAAAGCCUGGCUGCAGAUGGGACAGUGCUCAACAUUUUUGGAGCCCUUACAAGUGAUGGAGGAAAAUAUACUUGUGUUGCAACAAACCCUGCAGGGGAAGAAGACCGAAUUUACAGUGUGAAUGUGUACGUCCCACCAGCAAUAAUGAAUAAUAAGGAUAAACCCGAGGACCUAACAGCCUUAGUGGAUACUUCAGUAAACAUUGAAUGCCAAGCUGUGGGCACUCCUCCACCGCAGAUAAAUUGGCUGAAGAACGGGCUCCCUCUCUCCAUCUCUUCACACAUCCGGUUGCUUUCAGCAGGACAAAUUCUCAGGAUUGUGAGAGCACAGAUAGCGGACAAUGGCAUGUACACGUGUGUUGCCUCCAGCAGGGCAGGUGUGGCCAAGAAGCACCAUAGCCUUCAGGUGCACGUUCCACCGAGCAUAGACAAUGGGGGAGGAGCAGAAGAAGUGAUUGUUGUAAAAGGGAAUCCAGUCUCUUUGGUGUGUUUGGCUGAUGGAACACCAACACCGAGUUUGUCAUGGCUUAAGGAUGGCCAGCCAUUACCACUUGGCUUCCAUGUGACACUGGAAAACCAAGGAACAGGUCUUCAAAUAGCAAAGUCGGAGGUUGAUGAUGCAGGCAGAUACACGUGCAUAGCAUCUAACAAAGCUGGAGAAGCUGACAAGCACUAUGUUCUUAAAGUGCUAGAACCCCCCCAUAUAAACGGAUCAGAUCAUCCAGAAGAAAUUUCUAUAGUAGUCAACAACCUGCUAGAGCUGUUUUGUAUUGCUGAUGGUCUUCCAGUCCCCAAAAUCACAUGGAUGAAGGAUGGGCGUCCGCUGCUCUACGCUGAGGACAGUCAUAUCCUGAGAGGAGGGGAGGUUCUUCGAAUAUCCAGUGCCCAAGUAGAAGAUACUGGAAGGUACACAUGUUUGGCUUCUAGCCCUGCAGGAGAUGAUGACAAAGAAUUUUUAGUGAGAGUACAUGUCCCUCCAAAUAUUGCCGGCACAAACGAUCCACACAGUCUCAGCGUCCUGCAGAAUCGGCAAAUAAUACUGGAAUGCAAAUCGGAUGCGGUGCCUCCGCCUACAAUCGUGUGGCUCAAAGAUGGAGAGAUGCUGCAGGCAACUCCCCGAGUUCGCAUCUUGUCCAGUGGGAGAUACCUGCAAAUCAAUAAUGCUGACCUAAGUGAUGCAGCCAACUACACCUGCGUUGCAAGUAAUAUUGCAGGCCAAACCAAAAGAGAGUUCAUGUUGGCUGUAAAUGUUGCGCCUACAAUCAGGGAUGGCCCUCAGACGGUGACAGUGAAUAUCAAUAUGUCUGCCAUCCUGGAGUGCAUUGCAGAAGGCGUCCCAACCCCAAGAGUUUCAUGGAGAAAGGAUGGAACGCUUCUUGCCGGGAACAAUGCCAGAUAUUUAGUGUCAGACAGUGGGUACCUUCACAUCUAUGCAGCGCAUGUUAUGGAUACUGGGCGUUAUCUUUGCAUGGCGUCCAAUGUUGCUGGUACUGAACGCAAGAGAAUUGAUCUCCAUGUCCAUGUUCCCCCAUCCAUCGCUCCUGGGCCUGUAAACAUCACAGUAACUGUGAAUGUCCAAACCACCUUGCCGUGUGAAGCCACUGGGAUCCCUAAGCCAAGAAUAUCCUGGAAGAAGAAUGGACAGUUCCUUAAUGUUGAACAGAAUCAGAACACAUUCAGGCUUUUGUCUUCGGGGUCAGUCGUAAUGAUUUCUCCCACCGUAGAUGACACUGCACUCUAUGAAUGUGUGGUAUCAAAUGAGGCAGGUGAAGAUCAAAGAGCAAUUGCUCUUUCUGUACAAGUGCCGCCAUCCUUAGCUGAUGAAGCAACAGAACUGCUGGUUACCAAGCUGUCUCCAGUAGUGAUCCCCUGCACUGCAUCAGGUGUUCCUUUGCCCACAGUCCACUGGAUGAAGAAUGGAAUAAGACUUCUUCCUCGGGGAGAUGGCUACAGAAUCUUGUCUUCAGGUGCAAUUGAAGUACCUGCUGCUCAACUGAACCAUGCAGGCAGGUACACCUGCAGUGCCCAGAAUGCAGCUGGAUCUGCUCACAGACACAUUGUACUACAUGUUCAGGAGCCACCCACUAUUCGAGUCCAACCUGGAACACUUGAUGUUAUUCUCGACAACUCAGUUCUCUUACCGUGUGAAGCAGUAGGCACGCCUCAUCCGGUAAUCACGUGGCAGAAGGAAGGGGUCAGUGUUAUCCCAACAGGGAAUAGUUAUACAAUUCUUCCCAACGGAAGUUUGCAGAUUUUAAAAGCUACCUCUGAAGAUGCUGGGACUUAUCUCUGUGUUGCUCAGAAUCCAGCAGGCACUGCUGUGGGAAAGAUCAAACUAAAAAUUCAAGUCCCUCCAGCCAUCAAAUCUCAUCCUGAAGAAUAUGUGGUGGUGGUGGAUAAGCCUGUGACUCUGCCAUGUGAAGCCGAAGGCUAUCCAGCCCCUGAAAUUGCAUGGCAUAAAGACAGGCAGAAGGUUCCAGAGUCUGUGAGGCAACGAAUUCUCAGCACGGGGGCUUUGCAGAUCGCAUUCACUCAGCCUGCCGAUACGGGGAGUUACAUGUGCACUGCCACUAACGCGGCUGGAUCCAGCAGCUCCAGCAUGGAACUCACUGUGCUUGUCCCACCAAAGAUACACAGUUCAGAGGACCAUCACACAGUACUGGAACAUUCAGAAAUAGUUCUGUCAUGUGUUGCGGAUGGAAUUCCACCACCAUCCAUAAUUUGGAAGAAAGAUAGAGUUCUUUUAGCGAGCGCAAUGGGGACAGACAUGACUGCGCCAUGCAGAGAUCUUAUUAUAGACCGUGCUGUGCCUGAGGAUUCUGGCAGCUACACCUGUCUUGCCAGCAAUGUUGCUGGUGAAGAUUCCCACACUGUUAACCUAACAGUCCAUGUGCUCCCCACCUUUGUCGAACUCCCUGGAGAUGUGGCUUUAAACAAAGGAGAACGGCUUCAGCUCACCUGUAAAGCAACUGGCGUCCCUGUACCAAAAAUCACCUGGACUUUUAACAAUAAUAUUAUCCCAGCACAAUAUGAUGAUGUGAAUGGACUUAGCAAACUUGUUAUUGAAAGAGUAUCCAGAGAAGACUCAGGCACCUAUGUGUGCAUAGCAAAGAACCUAGUUGGUUCCAUCAAAGCUCUUGGAUUUGUGUAUGUUAAAGAGCCUCCGGUCUUCAUGGGAGAUUAUCAUUCCAGUUGGAUUGAGCCCCUGGGUGGCAAUGCUAUUCUUAACUGUGAAGUCAGAGGCGACCCACCUCCAACUAUCAAGUGGAGCAAAAAAGGAGUUGACAUCCAGAUCAGCAACCGGAUUAGACAACUGGGCAAUGGAUCCCUUGCUAUCUAUGGCACUGUAAAUGAAGAUGCAGCAGAAUACACAUGUGUAGCCACCAAUGACGCUGGUGUGGUUGAACAUCAUGUUACCCUAGCUUUACACAGCGCUCCUGUUAUCACAACUGAGCCAGUCGAAACAAUUGUGGAUGCCGGGACUACAGCAGUGCUGAACUGCCUUGCAGAGGGAGAACCUCCCCCAUCCAUUGAAUGGUCUCGCCAAGGCUGGCCUCUCCUUGGUGAGGACCGAAUGACCAUUCUGACAAAUGGUUCCUUGCGCAUCCUGGCUGCACGCAAAGAGGAUACUUCAGAAUAUGAAUGUGUGGCCAGGAACCUCCUGGGCUCCGUACUUGUCAAAGUGCCCCUCAUUGUCCAAGUACAUGGUGGCUUUUCUGAAUGGCUUGCCUGGCAGCCAUGCAGUGUGACCUGUGGCCAAGGUGUUCAAAAGAGGGUCCGUCAGUGUAACAACCCUUUCCCUGCCAAUGGCGGCCGGCGCUGCACCGAGCCUGAUCAUGAAAAACGCGGCUGUCAGAACAAGCUAUGUCCAGUGGAUGGCCAGUGGUCAGAAUGGGGGUCUUGGGAAGAAUGCUCUAGAACCUGUGGGCAAGGCAACAAGACAAGAACCAGAGCCUGCAGCCACCCUCCAGCUCAACAUGGUGGAAAGCCCUGUGACGGCCAUGCUGUGGAGGCAAGCAUCUGCAACAUGAGGCCAUGUCCAGUGAAUGGUGCCUGGGGGUCGUGGCUCCCAUGGGGACCUUGCAGUGCGACUUGUGGCAAAGGGACUCACAGCAGGUCAAGGCUAUGCAGUAACCCCCCUCCUUCAUUUGAUGGAUCCUCCUGUGAAGGACCAGAGGCGCAGGUGCAGGUCUGCGGUGACAGAGACUGCCCUGUGAAUGGAAAGUGGACUUCCUGGUCCAGCUGGAGUGUCUGCACUAUGUCUUGUGGAGGUGGCACACGCCAGAGAACGAGAGAUUGCUCAGACCCACCGCCACAAUACGGUGGCGACAAAUGUGAAGGGGAUGAUGUGCAGGUUGACUUUUGUAAUGACAGCCCUUGUCCCAUGCAUGGCAGCUGGGGCCCUUGGAGCAGCUGGGGAGCCUGCAGCCGAACUUGCAACGGCGGCCAGAUGAGGAGAUACCGGACCUGCGACAGCCCUCGCCCCCUCAAUGGAGGGAGGGCUUGUGCCGGGGCAGAUACACAGAUCCAGAGGUGCCACGCAGAGUUGUGUCCUGAGGACGGGAACUGGGGGACUUGGCAGCCCUGGAGCGCAUGCUCUGCUUCGUGUGGAGGAGGGGAGCAGACUCGAACGCGGCUGUGCAGCAGUCCACCCCCUUCUAACAAGGGGCGCCCCUGUCCUGGAGACGAGUCUCAGAUAUCCAGGUGUAACGCUCAAGCUUGUCCAGGUGGACCUCCACGCACCAGAGGCAGUGUCAUUGGCAAUAUCAACAAUGUUGAGUUUGGAAUCGCUUUCCUGAAUGCCUCCAUAAUAGAAAGUCCAGAUUUGGAUGCUAGAAGGAUACAAGCCAAAAUUACAAAUAUCCCUCGGAGUCUUGGUCCAGCAAUGAGAACACUAGUUUCUAUUCUGAGUCCUAUUUAUUGGACAGCAGCCAAGGAAAUUGGGGAAGCUAAGAAUGGUUUUUCCCUCACCAAUGCAGUUUUCAAGAGAGAGACACAAGUGGAGUUUGCGACUGGGGAAAUCUUACGAAUGACUCAUAUCGGCCGUGGCUUGGACUCAGAGGGUUCCUUACUCUUGGAUGUUGUUAUCAGUGGCCACAUAUUGCAGCCACAGUCAUCAGCUGAUGUUAAUGUAAAGGAUUAUACAGAAGAUUACAUUCAAAUAGGCUCUGGUCAGCUCUACGCUUACUCUACACGCCUCUUCAACAUAGAUGGAGUUAGUAUACCAUAUACUUGGAACCAUACCAUUUCCUACGAUCAGAAUCAUGGAGCAAUGCCUUUCCUAGUGGAAACGCUCCAUGCCUCUUCUGUUGAAACUGAAUACAGCCCACUUGAAGAAGCUCUGACUUUCAAAAUCCAUGCUUCUAUUACAAAAGGAGAACAUAGCAACCAAUGUCCUAAAGGGUUUGAUUUAGAUUCUUCUGGGCCCUACUGUCUAGAUGAAGAUGAGUGUACCGUUCGAAAUCCAUGUUCCCACAUAUGCCACAAUUCCAUAGGCACCUAUUAUUGCUCAUGUCCUAAUGGCCUUACCAUAUCCGCUGAUGGAAGAGCAUGCCAAGAUAUCGAUGAGUGUGCUUUGGGGAGGCAUUCGUGCCAUGCUGGCCAAGACUGUGAGAACAUGAUCAGCUCUUUCCGAUGUGUGGUUCGAUGUGGGAUUGGUUUCAGAAGAACGUCAGAUGGAUUGAGUUGCCAAGAUGUUAAUGAAUGCCAGGAGUUGAACCCGUGCCAUCAACGUUGCUUCAACACCAUUGGAAGCUUCCACUGUGGAUGUGACCCAGGAUAUCAGCUAAAAGGCAGGAAAUGCAUGGAUGUGAAUGAAUGUAGGCAAAAUGUGUGCAGACAUGAUCAGCUGUGCAAGAACACACGAGGUGGUUAUAAAUGCAUUGAUCUCUGUCCAAAUGGAAUGACCAAAGCAGAAAAUGGAACUUGUAUAGAUAUUGAUGAAUGCAGAGAUGGUACCCAUCAGUGCCGUUACAACCAGAUAUGUGAAAACUCACGGGGAAGCUACCACUGUAUGUGCCCAAGAGGGUACAGAUCCCAGGGAGUUGGAAGACCAUGUGUGGACACUAAUGAGUGUGAACAACUGCCUAAGCCUUGCGCGUAUCAGUGUGUGAACAGCCCCGGCAGCUUCAAGUGUAUCUGUCCCCCUGGACAACAUUUAUUAGGCGAUGGCAAAUCUUGUGCCGGAUUGGAGAGGUUGCCAAAUUAUGGCACCUACUACAGUAGCUAUAACUAUGCCCAGCUCUCCCCCAUGAGAGACAACUACCGACCUCAGCAAUAUAUCAGGCAAUCCUCCAGUCUCUACAGCUCCUACACAGAGUAUAGAAACAGCAGAGUUCCCAUCUCCAGGACUAAAAGGAAUGUUAGAAAGACUUGCCCUGAAGGCUUUGAGGCAAGAAAUAACAAAUGUAUAGAUAUUGAUGAAUGUGAGAACAGAGAUGCUUGUCAGCACGAGUGCAGAAACACCUUAGGAAGUUACCAGUGUUUCUGUCCAACAGGUUACCGAGUAACGCCCAAUGGCAAAACAUGCCAGGAUAUAGAUGAAUGCCUUGAUCAAGAUAUCCAUUGUGGACCAAAUCGUAUGUGUUUUAAUACAAGAGGAAGCUAUCAGUGCAUAGACACACCAUGUCCCCCAGAUUAUCUGCGAGAUCCUUUAUCUGGGUUUUGCCUCAAGAACUGCCCACCCAAUGACCUGGAGUGUGCCUGGAGCCCUUACACCUUGGAGUACAAACUGGUGUCCCUCCCUUUUGGGAUUGCAGCCAAUCAGGAUUUACUCCGGCUGGUUGCGUACACUGAAGAUGGAGUCAUGCAUCCAAGGACAAGUUUCCUCAUGGUCAACGAGGACAUGACAAUCCCUUUUGCACUCAGAGACGAGAGCUUGAAGGGCAUCGUGUACACCACCAGGCCUCUGCGUGAGCCGGAGACGUACCGAAUGAGAAUCAGGGCUCUGUCUUAUAGUGUCGAUGGAGCCAUUGAAUAUCAGACAACCUUCAUAGUUUAUAUAGCUGUGUCUGCCUACCCAUACUAGCAAAAGCACUG
Molecule: messenger RNA, 17120 nt
Organism: Varanus komodoensis (Komodo dragon)
Lineage: Eukaryota; Metazoa; Chordata; Lepidosauria; Squamata; Varanidae
Gene: HMCN1
Product: hemicentin 1
Exons: 107
Coding region: 163-17109 (5648 amino acids)
Biological process (GO): cell adhesion
Cellular component (GO): membrane
Molecular function (GO): calcium ion binding
Source: RefSeq, a predicted model, not a curated record